AUGAGCGUACAAUCGGACUCGGAGAAACGAAAGCAAAUAUCCGUCCGCGGAAUUGUUGCUGUAGAAAAUGUUACCGAAGUGAAGAAGGCAUUUAACCGGCAUGUGCAUUACACUCUUGUUAAAGACCGGAAUGUUGCGACACCAAGAGAUUACUACUUCGCUUUGGCUCACACUGUCAGAGAUCAUCUGGUUUCCCGGUGGAUUCGCACCCAACAAUAUUACUAUGAAAAGGAUCCAAAACGAGUUUACUACCUCUCAUUGGAGUAUUAUAUGGGACGAUCCCUUCAGAAUACAAUGAUUAACCUGGGUAUUCAAGGAACUGUUGAUGAAGCUCUGUAUCAGAUUGGAUUGGAUAUUGAGGAACUAGAAGAGUUGGAAGAAGAUGCAGGGCUUGGAAAUGGAGGUCUUGGUCGUUUAGCUGCUUGUUUCCUCGACUCAAUGGCUACACUUGGCCUAGCAGCCUAUGGAUAUGGUAUAAGGUAUGAGUAUGGUAUUUUUGCGCAAAAAAUUGAGAAUGGAGAACAGCAAGAAGAACCAGACGAUUGGCUGAGGUAUGGAAACCCAUGGGAGAAGGCCAGACCAGAAUUUAUGAUUCCUGUUAAUUUCUAUGGGCGGGUUGCUGAUACUCCUCAAGGCAAGAAGUGGGUGGACACGCAGGUCGUGUUUGCUAUGCCGUAUGACAACCCGAUCCCGGGUUACAAUAACAAUGUCGUCAACACGCUGCGGUUGUGGUCAGCUAAGAGCCCCGUGGACUUCAAUCUAAAAUUCUUUAACUCCGGUGACUACAUUCAAGCCGUACUAGAUCGUAACGUUGCAGAGAACAUUUCGCGUGUAUUGUAUCCGAAUGACAACUUUUUUGAAGGAAAGGAACUCAGACUCCGUCAAGAGUAUUUCAUGUGCGCCGCUACUCUACAGGACAUCAUUAGGCGUUACAAAGCCUCCAGAUUUGGUAGUCGUAAGGCUGUCAGAACUACAUUCGAAUGCCUUCCAGAAAAAGUCGCGAUUCAGCUGAAUGACACCCAUCCGGCUUUAGCAAUUCCAGAGUUACUGCGCAUUUUACUCGAUAUUGAGAAAGUUCCGUAUGAUGAGGCCUGGAAACUUGUCAACCAAUGUUGCGCCUACACCAACCAUACCGUUCUCCCAGAGGCUUUGGAGAGAUGGCCCUGCUCAAUGUUAGAAAACUGUCUCCCCAGACACAUGGAACUCAUAUAUCACAUUAACUUCUUGCACCUUAAAGAGGUCGAGAAACGCUGGCCUGGAGAUAUGGACCGCAUGCGUCGUAUGUCUCUUAUUGAAGAAGAAGGUGAAAAGAGAGUGAACAUGGCCCAUCUAUGUGUGGUCGGUGCACACGCUGUCAACGGCGUUGCCGCCAUUCAUUCAGAUAUCCUGAAGGCAACCAUCUUCCGCGACUUCUACGAAAUGUGGCCAGAAAAAUUCCAAAACAAGACAAACGGAAUCACCCCACGGCGUUGGCUGUUGCUAUGCAACCCUGGCCUAUCUGAUCUGAUAUCCGAUAAGAUCGGCGAAGAAUGGACCGUCCACCUCGACCAAUUGAAGGGUUUGAAGCGGUGGUCGAAGGACGCCGGCUUCCAGCGUGCAGUGAUGAAGGUGAAGCAAGAAAAUAAGCUUAGAUUAGCGUCCCUGAUCGAAAGAGAUACGGGUGUGAAAAUUAACCCAGCUUCGAUGUUUGACGUCCAAGUGAAACGUAUUCACGAGUACAAGAGGCAAUUGUUGAACAUUUUGCACGUGAUUGUAAUGUACAACCGUAUAAAACGUGACCCCACUGCCCCAAUCGCCCCAAGAACAGUUAUGAUCGGUGGUAAAGCCGCACCAGGUUACUUUAUCGCUAAGCAAAUCAUCGCUCUGGCCUGCGCUGUAGGGGAUACUGUUAACAACGACCCCGAUGUAGGUGACAAGUUAAAGCUGAUCUUCUUAGAGAACUACCGAGUCACCCUGGCUGAGCGUAUAAUGCCAGCAGCCGAUCUGAGCGAACAGAUCUCGACCGCUGGUACUGAAGCUUCCGGAACCGGGAACAUGAAGUUCAUGCUUAACGGAGCAUUGACUAUUGGCACUAUGGAUGGAGCUAAUGUGGAAAUGGCAGAGGAAGCUGGAGAACAGAACUUGUUCAUAUUCGGCAUGAGGGUGGACGAUGUUGAAGCUCUGCAGAAGCGAGGGUACAACGCGUACGAGUACUACGAGCGCAACCCAGAGCUACGUCAAUGUAUCGAACAGAUCCGCAGCGGUUUCUUCACUCCUGGUGAACCUGGGAAGUUCCAGAAUGUAGCUGAUGUGCUACUCCAUCAUGACAGGUUCCUCCAUCUUGCCGAUUUUGAUGAUUACAUCAAGGCCCAGGAUAAGGUGUCCGCAGUUUAUCAGAAUCCAUCAAAAUGGGCGGAAAUGGUGAUCGAGAACAUCGCCUCGUCUGGCAAGUUUUCUUCGGACCGCACCAUUGCCGAAUACGCAAGGGAAAUUUGGGGUGUUGAACCCACUUGGGAAAAACUGCCCGCCCCGCAUGAGGUUGCUUAA
Molecule: messenger RNA, 2526 nt
Organism: Pieris macdunnoughi
Lineage: Eukaryota; Metazoa; Arthropoda; Insecta; Lepidoptera; Pieridae
Source: the annotation of a GenBank genome assembly